Miscanthus lutarioriparius is the source of this 999-nucleotide messenger RNA. The record is from the annotation of a GenBank genome assembly. NCBI's taxonomy places the organism in Eukaryota, Viridiplantae, Streptophyta, Magnoliopsida, Poales, Poaceae.
AUGCCCCGUCGGCCCUUCGCCGCCAUUGUCGCUGCCGCCGCCGCCGCCGCUGCCAUUGAUGUCGUCGAUGCCGCCGCCACUGAUCACAUCUCCCUUCCAAGGGAUGAUAUGGCAACCCAAUCCAAGGUGACAUCAUCUAGAUGCACCACUCAGGCGGAGAUGGGCACGCACACAUUCGAGAUCGUCAGGUACAGCCUGAUGAAAGGCAUGUGCAUCGGCAAAUUCGUCCAGUCGGACAUCUUCACCGUCGGUGGCCACUCUUGGGCCAUUCGCUUCUACCCUGACGGCGUCACCGAUGGCACCAGGAUGUUCGCUUCCGUCGCUCUGGUACUGAUGGACGAGGGCGCUGAGGUGAGGGCAUUCUAUGAUCUGUUUCUGGAUUCUGAGCUAUGCAAAACAAAGGGGCUUGAAAUUCAAGUGCCACCCUCGGACCUAUCGAGCAUUUUAGUAGGUUGUUGUUCUCUGAAGAGGAAGCGGAGCGUGAUUUUUAGUGUCCAAGGAGAGACUUUCCCAGCGCACAAGAUCAUACUCGCCACGCGGUCCCCUGUGUUCAAGGCACAACUGUAUGGAAAGAUGAAGGAGACCAAGGCGUGGUGCGUGACCGUGGAAGACAUGCAGCCUGAUGUUUUCAAGUACCUGCUGAAUUUCAUCUAUACUGAUGCGCUGCCUGUCUUUGAUGAUGACAUCGACGACGAUGAUUACAGUGAGAUGAUCAAGCAUUUACUUGUGGCUGCAGAUAGAUAUGCCAUGGACAGGAUGAAGCUGCUGUGUGCAAGUGUUCUUGUCGAGAACCUUCGUGUGGACACUGUGGCAACCACCUUGGCCUUCUUGGACCAGCAUAACUGCAAGAGCCUUAGAGACAUGUGCAUUGAGUUUAUGGCCUCUUCAAAUAGGAUAAGAGAUGUUAUGGCCACUCAAGGACAUGCAAAUCUCAAAAGAACAUGCCCUUCUGUCAUAGUUGAUGUACUAGAGAAGACAGGCAGGUGCCGCAAAAUAUAG